Molecule: messenger RNA, 1896 nt
Organism: Coregonus clupeaformis (lake whitefish)
Lineage: Eukaryota; Metazoa; Chordata; Actinopteri; Salmoniformes; Salmonidae
Gene: mxd3
Product: MAX dimerization protein 3
Exons: 6
Coding region: 100-762 (220 amino acids)
Biological process (GO): regulation of transcription by RNA polymerase II
Molecular function (GO): RNA polymerase II cis-regulatory region sequence-specific DNA binding; protein dimerization activity; DNA-binding transcription factor activity, RNA polymerase II-specific
Source: RefSeq, a predicted model, not a curated record
UCUUGCUGAAGUGCAGAAGACGUAGCACACACUAUUCCAGCAGUCUGUCGUUGAGAUACAUCUUGCUUGGUAUAUUUACCUAUAUUUCAACUAUUUACAAUGGACGCGAACACUUGCAACAUUCAGGUUCUUCUGCAAGCUGCUGAAUUCUUGGAGAGAAGAGAACGAGAGGCAGAACAUGGCUAUGCAUCAGCCUUGCCCUUCUACUGCCCAGGGGACUCUGAUAAGAAGAGUAAGCAGAAGAACAAGAAGCUGCAGGUUGCCGGUAGUAACAGGACUGUCCAUAAUGAGUUGGAGAAGCACAGACGGGCUCAGUUGAGGCACCACUUGGAGCAGUUGAAGCAGCAGGUUCCCCAGUUGUCUGACUCCAUGAGGUACACCACCCUUAACCUACUGAGGCGGGCUCAGACACACAUCAAGAAGCUGCAGGAGCAGGAUGAACGUGCGGAGCAGUUGAAGGGUCGUCUGCGUUGGGAGCAGAGAGAGCUGAGGGUGAGACUGGAGCAGCUACAGGGAGGCCUGGGGGGUCUGACUGGUCAGGGUCUGGGAGGAACAGGGGUGGUCUCAGAGAGGAUGAGGAACGACAGUCUGGGAUCAGCAGCCAUGUCCUCUUCAGAGAGAUCUGACUCUGACAGAGAAGACGUGGAGGUUGAUGUGGAGAGUAUGGCGUUUGAGUGUCUGGACUCUGAUGGUCUGGGGACGGUCCCCCACACAGGGAUAGAUCACUGUUACUCCAGCAGCCCCGACCGGGCCGGGCUAUGACCUACCUACCGCCGUACACGAGAUACACCCCUGGAGGGACACACCAUUGUCUUACGUCAGAUAGUGCGACGAUUCCACCUGCGCGCUGUCGGGUUGAGGGACGAGCGCCGCGUUGGAAUGACGCCGCCUGACGUAAGACAAUGGGGACACACAGGAGGAAAAACAUUCCAGAUAAGACGAAGACAGAAAAGGAUGAGGAACAACAGGACAGCUGGCCUACACACACAACAACAACCGGGGCAAAGUGAUCCCUUUUUUAAAUGUUUUAUUUUAUUUGAUCUAACUUCUCACUUAACUCUGACUUACUGUGAGCUGAAUCUGUUUUUAAAAUAUAUAUUUUGCUCACAUUUCUGAGCAGGUUUUUUUCUCAGUCUGACCCCUGAAACAGCCAGCACUCCAGGACCGUCCAACCUAAUAAUAAUAAUUUGGUGUGUGCUGAUAUUUGCCCUAUUUCACACAUGUACAAGUGUGGAUUAAUAACGCACGUCUGAAUGGGAAAUGUUUUUCUUCUCCAUAUCCCAACUCCCCCUGAGACACAGCCAGGGUCAGCCAUUAUCAUUAGGGUUAUGUGCCUUGCGCAAGGGCACAUCGGCAAAUGUUUCACCUUGUCAGCUUGGAGAUUCGAACUAGCAACCUUUGGGUUACUGGCCCACGCUAUAACCGUUAGGCCACCGUAUGAAUGGCAGGAAGAAUCAUUGAGAUUCAGGAUACGUUUCUUACCACAGUCUAAUUUACUUCAAAUAGAAACAGGGUAGUAUUCAUUAGAAAACAUACUGAAACAGGGAGAGACUACCUGUCCAAUGAGAAAAAGCUCUGGUAUGUUUUCCGUUGCAAAACGUUUUGCUACGGUGUGCCCUAAUGAAUACGACCCAGGUAAAGGUGGUUGAAUAGAUAUCUCAAGCUGCCGAACUGAACUGUCCACAAGCAUUAUGAAGACACCAGGCACCAGAGGCCCAAAUGGCACCCUAUGCCCUUUAUAGUGUACUAGUUUUGACCAGGGCCCAAUAAUGUAGGGCACUACAUAGGGAAGGGUUUCCCAACUGGUGGCCGGCCCGCAGGUUUCUGUAUUUAUUUAUUGUUGUACGUAAGACUGUAAAAAACACCAGCAAAUCAAUUUGCAGUCUACAAAUUAUU